AUGGCGGGCGUUGAGGUGCAACGAGAGAGCCCCGGGGUGGAGGAAGAGGAAGGCGAGCGCCAUGUCAACGGGGAGCUGGACGAGGACGAGUUGACGACCGUGGGGGACAGUGCUGCGGGCAAGAAGAAGAGGAAGAAAAAGAAGAAGACCAAAGCGGGACAAGAACCUGAGAAAGGAGGAGAAGCAGAAGCAGCCCAGAUUGUAGUUGAUGUGACAAAACAAUUGGAGAAACAAUCAUUGGAAAAUAAAGAUGAAGAGGAAGAAGAUGGUGAUGGUAAAGGAGACGGAGCAGCAGCAGGGAAGAAGAAGAAAAAGAAGAAGAAAAAAGGGGCCAAAUCUCAGACAGAUCCACCUUCUAUUCCUAUUUGUGAACUGUAUCCAAGUGGUGUUUUCCCAAAAGGACAGGAGUGCGAGUAUCCAGCAACACAAGAUGGACGGUCUGCUGCUUGGAGGACAACCAGUGAAGAGAAGAAAGCUCUGGACCAGGCCAGUGAGGAAAUAUGGCUUGAUUUUAGACAAGCUGCUGAAGCUCAUAGACAAGUAAGGAAGUAUGUUAUGAGCUGGAUAAAGCCAGGAAUGACCAUGAUUGAAAUCUGUGAGAAACUAGAGGACUGUUCUCGCAAGCUUAUUAAAGAAAAUGGCCUGUAUGCUGGGCUUGCUUUUCCUACAGGCUGUUCCUUGAAUAACUGUGCAGCCCACUACACUCCUAAUGCUGGGGAUCCCACAGUGUUACAGUAUGAUGAUGUUUGCAAAAUUGAUUUCGGAACACACAUCAAUGGACGUAUAAUUGACUGUGCUUUCACAGUCACAUUCAAUUCAAAGUAUGACAAGUUGCUGGAAGCUGUCAAAGAUGCGACAAACACUGGAGUACGGUGUUCCGGUAUUGAUGUCCGCCUUUGCGAUGUUGGUGAAGCAAUCCAGGAAGUUAUGGAAUCAUAUGAGGUUGAAAUUGAUGGCAAAACAUAUCAAGUGAAACCCAUUCGAAAUCUGAAUGGUCAUUCUAUUGGCCCUUAUAGAAUACAUGGUGGAAAAACUGUGCCCAUUGUGAAAGGUGGUGAAGCAACACGAAUGGAGGAGGGUGAAGUGUAUGCAAUAGAGACUUUCGGUAGCACUGGGAAGGGAGUGGUUCACGACGACAUGGAAUGUUCUCACUACAUGAAAAACUUUGAUGUCGGGCAUGUGCCAAUUAGACUUCCAAGAGCUAAACACUUGUUAAAUGUCAUCAAUGAGAACUUCGGCACUCUUGCUUUUUGUCGCCGAUGGCUGGAUCGACUUGGAGAGAGCAAGUAUCUGAUGGCACUUAAGAACCUGUGUGAUUUGGGUAUAGUGGACCCCUACCCACCCCUCUGUGAUAUCAAAGGCUCCUAUACAGCACAGUUUGAACAUACCAUUCUAUUGCGCCCAACCUGCAAGGAAGUUGUGAGCCGAGGAGAUGACUAUUAA
Molecule: messenger RNA, 1443 nt
Organism: Staurois parvus
Lineage: Eukaryota; Metazoa; Chordata; Amphibia; Anura; Ranidae
Source: the annotation of a GenBank genome assembly